Aspergillus chevalieri is the source of this 1665-nucleotide messenger RNA. RefSeq lists its product as uncharacterized. The transcript has 3 exons. NCBI's taxonomy places the organism in Eukaryota, Fungi, Ascomycota, Eurotiomycetes, Eurotiales, Aspergillaceae. Bases 1 to 1665 code for a protein of 554 amino acids. The record is from RefSeq and is a predicted model, not a curated record.
AUGGAAGACAUCAUACCGAAGCCCCUCCGGGUUAUCAAGACGCAAUCGAACUCCAAGCAUGAAAUCCGCUCAGUAUCACGAUCAUCUUAUCCCUCGAUUCCCUGCAGAAGCUCUUCUCUACGUUUGGAUUCGCGACAGGUUUCAAGCGACUCUUCAACCUCGACGACACCAUCGCCACCCCCUUUUAGUGACAACUCUGAACCGAUCAAGAUCCGAAAAAGAAGUCGAGCCUAUACAAUAUCAAGCCAAGAUCGAGAUAGUGAAGGCCAAUCCGUCAGCUAUCCCAGGGGUUCUGAUGAAAAGACCGAUAAGCAAACAUCCCCAGAGACUGGCUGUCGAAAGGAGACGAAGUCCCGUUUUUUCAGUGGUUGGAGUUUCAAAUCCUGGAGCUCGACAAUGAGACGCCUUUCUUUCGAUCAGACAAACGGUCGCGACGGCUCGUAUCCGAUCAUUUCUUCAAAGACGUACAGCGGGAACGGUACCGCCGAGAAAGAUUCAGGGCCACUUGUUUAUCCCUCGACAGACUUUUUGAUCAACGAGAAAGCUGAUAUCUUGACGCCACGGACUAUUCCCAUUACUGGAAUCGAUAUGAACACUGCCACGAACCCCCCUAUCAUUGGCACCGGCCCUGAUUCUAUAUGGGCUACGGUGAACAUUUCUGCAGAGGCCAGUUCUAAUGAGCCCGUUAAUCUUGGAUGGCCUACGCCUUUGGAUGUUGUGAUUAUUUUGGACAUUGUACCUCACAUACAUAUCAGCAUGCUACGACAGAUAGUCGUCAGCUCACUGGCUAUUGUGUCUUCAUUAUCUAUUGACGAUCGAUUUGCCAUUGCCUAUGUGGACAAAGAUUCUGCAGACGGUUUUGGAUUACUUCUUCCUCUAGGCGUGCAUUCUCUGGACUCUGCCCGCAUCGCAAUAGAUGUUUUUUCGCUCCAUCAGCUCACUAGUCAACGGUCAAGAAAGAUUGGGUUGCAGAAAAUAAUUCAGCAGAUAUCGGAAACUGUCUAUCUUCGGGACCGACCAGCACUUUGCCAUGCAUUCUUCGUCACAGCCUCCCCCUCAGUUCGACUUUCCACGCCUGCCAUGGACAAAGGAAUCGGCUUUCAUACUAUAUCCCCACAUUUUCGAUUUCCUUUCAGCGGAUUCGAGAUUCCUUCUGGGUGGCACAUUUUCUAUGAUAUCAAUAGCUACGAUGCCGAUUCGAAAGAAGCCAUGUUGAGACACAAGAUAUCGACAGCGAUCGAGCACAUGCGUACUGGAGUCGAACCCGGUGUUGUGACAGAUCUGAAGCUGAGUCUCACUGCUGGUGAUCGGUGCGAAUUACAGGCUGUGUUGGAGGAGUGCCAUUUGGAUUUACUACGACCGGGAGAGAAAUGGAUGGUACCUGUUCAAAUCAGAGUGCCGGCGGCUUCGAUCAAACAGCCUUUACAGGUGACUGAUGGAAACACUAUCUGCAACAGUAGCCAUCCCACUGUUGACAAAGUCAUGACACAACUCCAGAAUUUAUUGACGGACUUCUCUCACGAGGACAUCACGCAGCAUAUUGUGUCCGCGCGGCUCGAGUACAGGCAUACAUUGUUACCUGCCCACAAUAUCGUUCACUUGGAAAGUUCUUGCACGGUUGUACGUGAUGUACAUGAGUUUGGGAUUGCGUCGUUGGGACCAUGA